Molecule: messenger RNA, 2871 nt
Organism: Megalopta genalis
Lineage: Eukaryota; Metazoa; Arthropoda; Insecta; Hymenoptera; Halictidae
Product: DDB1- and CUL4-associated factor 8
Cellular component (GO): cytoplasm; Cul4-RING E3 ubiquitin ligase complex
Molecular function (GO): protein binding
Source: RefSeq, a predicted model, not a curated record
UUUUUAAAUUGCAGAAAUAGCAUCAUUAUCAACCGUUUCAAAUCAUUUCGUUGAUCAUUGAACUUUGUUUCAUCAUUGACGAACAAAUAGUUAAUAGCAACAAUAUUCAUAAGUACCAGCCAUUUGGUUAGAUAAAUAUUACAUAUUUUUAAACGAAUACAUACAUGCGUAGAUACUAGAUUUAUAUAACAUGUAAGUGUGUGAAUAUUUUAUUCGUAUUUUUGAACCUAACAUUCGAUAUAGGAAAGUGACAGAUAAUGAUACUAUACAAAAUUGAAAGAAUAAUAACUCAAAUGAAAUGAGUGCUGGUUGGAAGGAUGAUGAAGUUGGUAUAAAUGAAACAGACGUAACAUAUAAAACAGUGGAAAUGUCAAAUGAAACUCAAUUUGAAAACAAAACAGUGCAACAAAAUGAUAGAGGCAGAAAAAGUGUCUCUGAAGGAAAUGAGAAUAAAGAAUUGGCUAUUGUCGAUUCAGCCAUGUUAACGGAACCAUCCACUUCACAAGACAGUAUUUUGCCUUUUUUCAUUGAUAAUGGAUCAACCUCUGGAGAACAAAAUGAAACUGAGGGGUGCAUUAGCAAAGACAAUAGCAAUGGAGUCUCAAUGGAAAAUCUUGAAAAUAAUUCAGAUGAAGAUUCUAGUAGACAGAGACUGAUUCAAGCUUCAUCCAGUUCAUCGAUGUCUGAAGAUGAUAGUAUGGACAGUACUGCAGAAUCUUACUCUAUUGGUCAACUAAUAGACAAUAAUAGUGAAAUUUCAAUGGAAUAUCUUGGAGACAGUUCAGAUGAAGAUUCUAGUGGACAGAUGGCCGAAGUGUAUAGUCCAUGCCUUAAAUCCAGGCAGGACUAUAUAAGGUUCUUUGAUGCUUAUUCCAAUAUGGAACGUGAGAUCCGCUUUGACAAUGAAGCUAGGCCGAAGCACAAGUGGUUCGUGAUACCAGAGCUUACUUCUCGCGAACGAGGUUGCAAUCCAUUAUUUCAUCGGAACUGUUAUGGUUCCUUACAUGUUGCGGAACGUCUGGAACUUACGCAUAGACUCGAUGAACAUCAGGGCUGCGUGAAUGGCUUAAAUUUUAAUCAGGAAGGUAAUCUACUGGCCAGUUGUUCUGACGAUUUAACUGUGAUUAUAUGGGACUGGGCAGUAGGAAAGAAACGCCACAUUUUUGAUACGGGUCAUACAAGUAAUGUUUUUCAGUCCAAGUGGUUACCGUUCAACGUAGAAUUUUUAAUGACGUGUGCUCGUGACGGUCAAGUACGACUAUUAGAUAUCAAUCGUGGUGCAUCCCGUAACCUUGCAACUCAUAGUGCACCAGCUCAUAAACUAGAUAUUCAUCCCGACACGCCACAUGUCGUUUUAUCUGCCGGCGAAGAUGCUAAAGUGCUGUCUAUUGAUGUUAGGGAUAAUAAAGCAACGGAAUUAACAGUGGUGAGAGAUGGUAUCUACAAUGUAAGAUUGCAUAGCGUUCAGUCGCAUCCUAUGAACAGCAACGAAUUUUGUGUUGGUGGAGUUGCACCUGAAGUUAGAAUUUACGAUCGACGAAAAGCAUCCACACCGCUGCAUAAACUUUGUCCUGCACAUCUAAUUGAAAGUUACGAAAACGUGCCCGUGACUUGUGCUGUAUAUAAUUAUAACGGAACUGAAAUUCUGGCAAGUUAUACCAAUGAGUUGAUAUACUUGUUUGAUGCUGUCUCACCAAAACUUGGAGAUUUUGUGCAUAGUUAUGAUGGCCAUACUAAUAUUAUUACUGUAAAAGGUGUCGCUUUCUUCGGACCAAAAAGUGAAUUUGUUAUAUCUGGAUCAGAUUGUAGAGAUAUAUUUGUUUGGGAUAAGGAAACUGAAGUGAUUAUCAAUUCGAUGCGUGGAAACAAACGAGGAGUCACAAAUUGUUUGGAAACUCAUCCUCAUAUUCCCGUUCUUGCUACAAGUGGGAUAAGGUAUGAUGUGAAGAUAUGGGCCCCAUCCAAUGACCAUCCUACCAUUUUCGAACACUUUGAUACUGAAUUUAUGGGGCGAAAAGUAUAGAAUACGAAGAGCAUACUUUUAUAAGUUAUAGUAGAAGAAGUAUCGAUUGGCGAAUAUAACUCGAUAACGUCUUGUUUAAUACUGAAGAUUCAUUUAUAUCAUGGAAUAGUGUAUUCAAAAUAGUGAUACUCAUGGGAAUGACGACGAUAAUAACGUUAGAGAUAGUCAUCCACAUAGAACAAAAAGACUGCAACGUUCUCCAUACAAGAGGUAUUGAAUGAAACGUUUUGCUUUUCGUAAAAUUAACAUCUGCACGAUAUUUUGAUGAAUGAUAAAACAUUAAAAUUAUAGUAAAGAAACAUAAAUUAAACAGUUUCUUGAUUUAUUCUUUUUUACCAGUUUAGUAACUUAUAUAUGUUGUAUACAUCACUUCUUCUUCUUCUUAUUAAUAAUACUCUUGUAGUUCUAAGGACUAGCGUACGGACUGUUGUUAAGAACGUGUACAAUAUUAAGUGGUGAUAAGGAACAAGACAGUUACAUUUACUAAAUUUUUACUCGAUAUACACGUUCAUUUUUGCUCGUUAAUUCAAGUAAAAAAUUUGAACUAUCUUUGAACGAGUUGUUUAGUAAUUAUUAGUUUUGUAAUCCUAGUGUGUACAUUUAAUUAUUGUGAAUAAAAAUGCAUUAAGCGGUUUCACAAAAGUGUUUAAAAUUGUCACUAAUUCUUUCAUAUAUUAAAAUAUUUAUUUGCCCUGGAUAACCAGCUUAAGGUACAGUAAUACAUUGCUUUUAGAUGAUUUUUAAGUAUAAGUAAAAGUAAUUACGUAAAAUAACGUUAGUCUGAAAUAUGGAAAUGUAAUGUAUUGCCUAUUAAAUGUGUAACAUGAAAUAAAACAUUUUAAAAAGGA